GCAGUCAUAGCAGUGUUGUGUUCUGCAUUGUCGAUCAAAGAUAUGUUUUUCUAAUAAAUAUCAUUAGAAUUCUGAAAUAACCCCAAACUUUUUGUUGUUGUUUUAGUGUGAAAAUUAUUUAAUUAUGAAAUUGCAGCAGAAAUGGCGGCAUUGUUAAAGAAAAGGGCUCUUGCUGAAUACAGCCAAGUUAUUCAGGAAGAACCAAAACAAGCAAAGAAACUACGACUGGUACAAAAACCUGCUACAACUGAAGUGAAUCUUAAUUUGUCAGCUGCAGUCAGCUCAUAUGACGUGCUGAAUAUAUUGUUGCGAUUUGGCAAUAGUUUACCAAUACCCGGAGAUGUCACUACACCUGUUCUUGCUCAGCUUUUAGACCAUUUUACACAUGAGAAGGAAACAAUUGUACGAUGUAAAAUAGCUGAUCUAAUUGGUGAAAUGACAAAAUUGCCAGGAUGUGAGGUGGCAGAAUUUAUAAAUGGUCUAAUGUCUUUGAUAAAUACAGAGAAAUCACAUAAAGUACAGAGUGGUUUAAUAGCAGCUUUAACUACUGCUGGCAAGAGUUUAGCUAAUAAUGCUGCUGUUAUACAAGAACUUGUUGAGAAAGCAGUACAGAUGUUAAAAAAUUCAAGUCACUUUGUAAGAAGCAAGUGUCUGAUUUUGAUAGGUCAGCUUGGAUCAUCUGACUAUAAAACUGAUUUAGGAAUGGUGUUUAAUGUACAGGAUAUACUGGGUGAUUUUACUCAAGAUCAAGAUCCUAGGGUUCGCUCUAGCUCCUUACAGGCAAUGUUAUCUCUGCAUCAGAGAGGUAUACAGUUAGAUCAGAAAGUAUAUCAACAGGCAUGUAAUUCAUUGGUUGAUGAUCAUGAAGCUGGUCGAAUGGCAGCUGUCAAACUUCUUUGGGUACUCAGUCAUCUCUAUCCUGAAGUACCAGUAAGUGGACCAGAAGCUGGUGAAGAAAUAAGAAUGGUGGAUGAUGGUUUUGCUAAGAUAUGUAAUAUGAUGAAUGAUAUAUCUGUUAAAGUUAGAACAGAAGCAGCUUCUUUACUGGGUUCUCUGCAUCUUGUCAGUUCACGAUUUUUAGAACAGACACUUGAUAAAAAGUUGAUGUCCAAUAUGAGGAGAAAGAAAAGUGCAAGUGAUAGAGCCCGCGACCAUUUUCAAUCUGGUGAAUGGUCGACUGGUCAAAAAUGGGCAGACGACAAACCCAAAGAAGAAAUAGAUGCUGAAAGUAUUAAUUUAAUGAAUAUUGGAGCAUGUGGUGCUUUUAUACAUGGUUUAGAAGAUGAAUUCCUGGAAGUGAGAAAUGCAGCUUUAGAUUCAUUAUGUGAAUUAGCAGCCCAGUCAGCACAAUUCUCUACUCUAUCCCAGGAUAGUAUAAUAGAUAUGUUUAAUGAUGAAAUCGAAAGUAUCAGAUUGAAUGCUAUUAAUAGUUUACGUAAAAUAAGUCAUAAUAUAGUAUUACGUGAAGAUCAACUAGAGAUUAUACUGGGAGUUUUACAGGAUUAUUCUCCCAUUGUAAGAGAAACAGCUCAUGCCAUGUUAGGAGAUAUUAAAUUGGCUACAAAAGAAUGUCUCAAUUCCUGUGUCAUGGCUUUAUUAGAUAAUUUACAAAGAUACCCACAAGAUAAAGCUAAUGUAUGGAGAUGCGGCCAGAAUUUAGGAUCUAAUCAUCCCCAUUUAACAUUAACAUUGGUACCAGAUUUAUUAUGUAUACAUCCAUACUUUAAUACACCUGUACCUGACAUGGAUGAUCCAGCUUAUAUAACAGUUUUGAUUUUAGUAUUUAAUGGUGCUGUAAAAUGUCCAACCAUGCUACCAUUAUUUCAAGAACAUACUCUCAGACAUUAUACAUAUUUACGUGGCAGUUUACCUGAACAUGUUCCUGUAUUAAAGUUAUACCAGCAUGAAGAAAUAAACGUAGAUGGUUGUAAAGAUAAUUUAUCCAGUCUUCUUACACAGUGUGUAUCACAGCUGGAUAAUCUAGAUCGUCUUGACUCACAGUCGACACAACAACUAUUAGAAGCUACAGUCAGAGAUUUGGAUCAAAUGAAGAAGUUAGACAAGUCUACGUCACAUGUAGCUGAAUGUACCAGUAUGUUUUUACAUACACAAUUACUUAUAACCAAGUUAAUGAGUGAGAUUAAAAGAACGAGUGGUAAAAUGACUUUAUCAGCUAAUGUUAUAGCUCCAUUAGAUAAGGUUUUAAAGUUAACAACAACUUUACAGACAUUAUUUCUGGGUAUUGGUAAUAAAGAAUUAGUAUUAAUAAGACAGACAGAGUUACAGGCCUUGACUUUACAAUUACAAUCUGUUAUAACCCAUGGUUCGUUAGCUGAACAACUUCGUACAGCAGAAACUUACAUUAAUUAUCUUCAACACUUACAAAAGUUUUUAGAAUCAUGUAAUGUAAUGCCUGAUGAAUUUACCUCACAUCUUAUAGCACCAUUGGGUAAUCUUGAACCUUCCAAACUCAACAUUAUAAGACAUGUUACUCAAACAUCACUAGAGUUAAUCAGUCCAACCAGUUUUCCUAUCAAUAAACAAGUUCGUAAAGCUACUGUCACCAUACACGAACCUGUCACCUGUCUCGACAGUUCUGUUAAGUUUUCAGCUGGAUUGACAGCAGGAAUACCUUUUGAUGCUACAAUAGAAAAUGUAGAAAAUUCCAGAGAUGUUUUAAUACAGGUUAAAUAUCCUGAUCAACAACAACAAUUAAUUAUACCUUGUUUAUCUCACUGGAGAAAAUUAUCACCUCUUAGACACAGACUAACAACACAAGUUAUAUUAUCACAUGCUCUCUGGUCUGAAUCUUGCCCAGUUGAAAUUAGUCUUGUGAUGAAAGUGGCAGCUAUUCCAGGCAGAAAAACACAGAAAAGACCUGAACACAUAGAACUUUGUAAACCUGUAGAAAUACUAGUGCUAACAAAACCAUCUAAAAGAGCUUGAUUCCAAACGACAUUGUGCUUAAAAAAUUAUAAAAAUUGUAUCAUUUGUAUAUAAAUGUAAAUAUUAUAUGCUUUUCCUGUAUUUAAUAAAGGGAGAAAACAAAA
Messenger RNA from Patella vulgata (common limpet), 3050 nucleotides. RefSeq names its product integrator complex subunit 4. Lineage: Eukaryota; Metazoa; Mollusca; Gastropoda; Patellidae. The transcript is spliced from 19 exons. The record is from RefSeq and is a predicted model, not a curated record. Gene Ontology annotation, biological process: snRNA processing. Bases 142 to 2946 code for a protein of 934 amino acids. Gene Ontology annotation, cellular component: integrator complex.